Messenger RNA from Perca flavescens (yellow perch), 732 nucleotides. Its product is annotated as receptor-transporting protein 3. Bases 124 to 657 code for a protein of 177 amino acids. Gene Ontology annotation, molecular function: olfactory receptor binding. Lineage: Eukaryota; Metazoa; Chordata; Actinopteri; Perciformes; Percidae. Gene Ontology annotation, biological process: protein insertion into membrane; protein targeting to membrane. The transcript is spliced from 3 exons. The record is from RefSeq and is a predicted model, not a curated record.
GUUUUCCAGACUAACAGCUGCUAACUCAUAAUAAAUAGACUGACUGCAGAGCGACAUUCACAAGUCAAACGUCGCUUCAUCUCAUCUACCAGAAGCUCAUUAAGUAUCUGAUCACCGAACAACAUGAGCAGAUCUACAGAUUGGGUUCCUUCCUUGUGGAAGGACACUUUCGAGGAAUUGUUGUACGAUGACAAUGAGCUGGACUAUGGAGACCAGUGGAGUCUUAACUUUAACUACAGCCAGACAAACAUCGUCACCAAAGAGGAGAGGAAAAGAGGCUGGAAGAUCUACAGCCACUGUGCCUAUGGACAUUUUCAGUGUGCGUCCUGCAACAAGAUCUGGCCUUCAGCACGGGUGGUGGUGUUGUUCCGUUACCGGCUGCGGGGUGACCGUGGGACAGUCAUCAUGCGGCCCUUUGGACAGGCCUGUCGCCGUUGCCAAGACGAUGAGUUUGACCUCCCUGGUUUUUCCAAGAAAGAGGUGGAAGAAGCCUUGCUUAGGCUAUUUAGAAAAAUCCGGAAGAAUUGCUACGAAGAUGAGGAUGACGAGGACGACGAUGAUGGCUCAUCAGCAAGCUCUACCAAAGUUUGGACCAAACCUCAUGAGGCGACCCUGUGUGAGGCCUGCAUUAUGGGCAUCUGCUGUCAGGAUGAUUAGAAGUGUGUUCGUGUGUGUGUGUGUGUGUGUGUGUGUGUGUGUGUGUGUGUGUGUGUGUGUGUGUGUGUGUGUGUG